This is a messenger RNA of Folsomia candida, 2198 nucleotides long. RefSeq names its product solute carrier family 22 member 6-B. Gene Ontology annotation, molecular function: transmembrane transporter activity. Gene Ontology annotation, biological process: transmembrane transport. The transcript is spliced from 12 exons. Bases 276 to 1985 code for a protein of 569 amino acids. The record is from RefSeq and is a predicted model, not a curated record. Gene Ontology annotation, cellular component: membrane. Lineage: Eukaryota; Metazoa; Arthropoda; Collembola; Entomobryomorpha; Isotomidae.
GUCUCGUUCCAGCCACGCUACGUACGUACGUAAAAAGUCAACAUGAAUUUCCAGAGUGGAUUCCGUUAGCUCCAGAAGUGCUUACUUAUUACUGUAAAACCACUACUGCGAGAAACUUUUCAUUUGAUCAGAACUGUUAAUACUUGAGACUUGAGUGACAGAGUAUAUUAAUAAAUAUGGGAUUUCUUAUUCAACUCUGAAAAUGUUGAGCUGAGCAAAUCGUUUCCUCAAAAAUUAAAAUUAAGGAAAUUUUCCACCGUACAAAGAUUAACGAAAUGACGGCAAAUCAAAGAACCUCCAAUGCAGUGGAGAAAAUUGGGUUUGAGAAGGUAUUCGAGUUGGUGGGAGGCCACGGGAAAUGUCAAUGGAUCCUCAUGUGGAUUUUGUCCCUCCAGUUAAUAUUUCUCACUUGGAACCAUUUGGGCUACAUCUUCAUCGGAGCGGUGCCCACGCAUUGGUGUCAGAUUGAACUCUUGGAGAAAGCCACCAACUGGACGGCUGCUGAAAUCAAGGAACUUUCUCUUCCCAAGACAAUAAAUACGAAUGGUGACCAGGAUUGGAAGUACGAUUCGUGCAAGUAUUACGAUCGUGACUACGAUUACAUUGCGACGCGGUUUGGAAACAACUACAAGGAAGCGAUCGCAUAUGUGCAAGGAAGCAAUAGCGACGAAACCAAAACUUGUGCAAAGUGGAAUUAUGACAACUCAAUCUACAGCUCAACAAUCGUUACGGAGUUUGACCUGGUCUGCGGUCGGCGAUAUUUGGCUGCGACGAUCCAGUCAACCUACAUGAUUGGUGGUCUCGUGGGAACAUUUCUUUUCGGUACGCUCAACGAUCGGGUUUUAGGAAGGAGAAAUUCCGCCUUGAUAUCCAUCAUUUUAGUUCUGCUGGGAGGAUUCGCAGCCACUCUUUCCCAAUCUUAUUGGCUCUUUGUGUUCAUUCGACUCUUCAUUGCAAUUGGUACCGCUGGUUGUAUGCAGGCUUCAAGUUUGUUAAUUUUGGAGCAUUGUGACAUUGGAAGUCGAGCAAAGUUCUACAGCAUUACGGGAGCAUUUUUUGGAGUAGGCUACGCCAUCAUGCCGAUUUACGCGUAUUUUAUUAGAGAUUGGGUCAUGUUGCAAUUAGCAUUUUCGGCAACUACUCUUCUUCUCCUCUCCUAUUUUUGGUUGUUUCCGGAGAGCCCACGCUGGCUGGCAUCCUCAGGUCGGGACGAACAAGCGGUGAAAGCACUGGAAAAGAUUGCGAGAUUGAAUGGCAAACCGAAGCCGAAUAAGGAUCAGCUCUUGGUUUUGAUUCAAUCCUGCCACAAACAUCACGGAGGAGGAGACUCUGAAGGCGAAGGGAGAUCUCAAUUUGGGAGAAAGUUGCAAAGUAUUGCUUACAACAUUAAAUCAUUGUUGGAUACUCGAGAAGGAUGCAAAAGAACGCUGACGGUGUGGAUGCUCUUUAUCGUGGUUGCUUUCGUCUAUUAUGGGUUCGCAUUCUCCACGAAUCUCACCUCCAACCCGUACCUCCUCGUCACAAUCGGAGGAUUAAUGGAAAUUCCGGCCUGCAUCGUGCCAGUGCCGUUUUUGUCAAUGUGGGGCCGACGACCCACCACAGCCAUUUGUUAUUUUCUCACUGGAGCCUUUGCCAUUGCGAUUGCCGUCACUCCACCUGAAUAUGAAAUGCUGCGGAUCGUGUUUACAAUGGGUGGGAAGUUUUUCAUUGCUGCAGCCUUCAACGUGAUCUACCUCGUCAUAGGGGAAGUCUACCCCACCCUCAUCCGUUCAACUGGACAAUCUGCGGGAACAAUAAUGGGACGUUUUGGGAGCAUUGCGGCCCCCUAUGUGGCAGAUCUACUGACAACGGUGUAUCCCGACUUGCCGUGCGCAAUAUUCGGAGUGGUGUCAAUUUUUGGAGCAGGUGUCGCUUUGAUGCUGCCAGAGAUGAAGGACAUGGAGAUGAUGGAUCAAGUGUCAGAACUUGAGCUGGAGAAGCUGUAACGACGCUUCCCUCCUGCACAGCCAUCGGACUCGUGUUUACCAUGCGACUUUCCCUACGAUUGUACAAUCCGCUUUCCACCUUAAACUUGUUAAUUGAAGAACUUGUCAACACAUAAUUAUGUCAAAGAGUACAAAGAAAAAGUGGAAAGUGUAUUCUUCACUGGGUUCGACAAGCGGAAGACAAUAAUUAAAUGCUCAAAAUUUAUUUGCCUA